Molecule: messenger RNA, 2748 nt
Organism: Girardinichthys multiradiatus
Lineage: Eukaryota; Metazoa; Chordata; Actinopteri; Cyprinodontiformes; Goodeidae
Gene: mettl24
Product: methyltransferase like 24
Exons: 5
Coding region: 400-1503 (367 amino acids)
Source: RefSeq, a predicted model, not a curated record
UCAUCGGCAGGGGGAAGGAACUCGGAGAAGGGAGCAGAGACACAGAGGUGCAUGUGUGUGUUUAUGUGAUCUUAGCCUGAUAGAAAGAACAAGGAGAGCACUUUAGAUGGGUGUGUGUGUAUGGUAAAAGUAGGACUUGCAAACUUGAGGAGGGAAUUCCCAAAGUUUUCAAAGAGGGCCGCACACUUGCACCAGAAUCUUCUUUGAGAAACUUGACAUUAAGAUGAACACAGCCCUGCUGGAGAGGAUGCGUACUUAUGUGUGAGUUUGUGUUUGAAUUGAGUUGAUCUUGACAUUGAAGAGAUUCAAUAACUCUCUUUAAGAGAGUUCUGAAGAAAAGAAUAUGGGUUAAAAACAGCAAAACGUAAAGGAUUGACUGAAGAGAACCAGAUUAAGCAGAUGGACAUGUGUAGAGAGAAAGCCAAUGUGGGAUUGCUACUGCGUUUAGCUGUUCUGCUUAUAGCCUUGUGUUGGUGCGUUCAUGUUGUUUACCUGGAAACCAGUUGGCAGAGUUCUCCUUCACCAUUGACUUGGGGACGUCCCACCCAGCCUGGUCAGAACUGGGGUCUACAAACUAGGAUGAAACAUGGCUCUGCGGAAAAACAGGAGAAAAACUUUGAAAGCGGAACUUAUCUUCACACUCUCAAAAAGGAUGGUCAGGUCAGGAAGAAAGAACAGCCCCAUCCACUGCCAGCAUGCUGCCCACCUCUCCAUCCUCGCAGAAAGGCUCUGCGUUGGCAUAUAAAUCUACAGCCCUGGGCCAGUGAGGAUCACUCUCUGGAGGAUGAAACUAAAAGGUUCCUCAGUUACAUCACAACCCCACAGGUAACCUGUGCUUCAUUAGUUGAUAAUGAGGCUGCUACAGAAUCAUCUGCUGGUGACUGGGCUGUGUGCCUGGAUCCAAAGUUCAGCCUGACCCACAGGAUGAAGAGCAAGCACUGUAGGGUAUACUCUUUUGGGUUGGGAGUGGAUGAUCGGUCCAUGGAUAAUUUUCUCGCACAAUCAGGUUGCGAGGUCCACUGCUUUGAUCCCAGCCUGGAGCAGCCUCACCUGCAGAAAGCUGAAAUAUGGUUCCAUCGCAUCUCUGUAGAUUGGAGGGACCCCAGCCCAGCGAUUCUCCCUAAAAGACAAGCAAACAACAAGAAACUGGCCACCAUCCUGGAUGACUUUGGGCACAGAGAGGUGGAUGUACUAAAAGCAGACAUGGAAAGCGCAGAGUGGAAGAUACUGGAGAAUCUUGUCCUAGAAGGAGUCCUGGACUCUGUGGGUCAGCUGCUGCUAGAGCUUCACCUGCACUGGGCAGGCUUCGAGGUGGCCGGUGACGACCCAUCUGUGGUGCGGUACUGGUUCAGUUUGCUGAAGGAACUGGAACGUGCCAGUUUCCGCCUCUUUCACGUCCACAACAACCCAAAAAAACCUCAUCUUUUUUUACACAAGAACAUCCUGAAUGCCAGUAGCGCCUACACCUUGAGCUGGGUGAACACACGGUGGAAGCCUUCAUAGACAGCACAUAAACAUAAAAAAUAAAUGUUAUUGUGACUUGGUCUUUGGUCUGUGAUGACCUCUUCCAUAGAUGGAUGGAGUAAUUACCUUCAGAGACUCUGUUUCUCCUUUUGGCUAUUCUAAUGUUGGCAGCAGGUCAGCCUGAUUCAGUCAUUCUUGAAGCCUGGCCCGCAGCCAGCCGGUCCCUCUUUAUAAACAGCUAUGGCCAACAGACCACACAGGUUGUACAGUGGAUGAAAACAUACACAGUGUUCCAAGGAGCAGGCAAAAAAAAAAGAUCCUGUCUCUCUGACUGUAAGGGAAUACUUAAAAGCAAUUUAUGCUGCCUGCACAAGGCAGUAUGGUAUUCACAAAUGUAUAGUUUUAAACGUGUAUAGGCAUUCUCCAGCCACUUUAUGAGGUACACCUUGCUAGUACCGGUUCCCUUUUCCUUUAGAAUCGCUUUAAUUCUUUGAGGCAUUCAAUAAGGUGUCUGAAACUUUCCUCAGAGAUUUUGUUGCAUAUUGACAUGAUAGCAUCACACAUCCUGCUGAACAACCAUGAUGACAAUCUUCUGUUUCACCACAUCCCAAAUGUGCUCUGUUAGAUUGAGUUUUGGUGACUGGCUGCCAGUGGAGUACACUCAAGUCAUUGUGAAGAUCAAGAAAUCAGCUUGAGAUGAUUUGAGCUUUGUGACAUGGUGCCUUGGAGUACUAAGGGGUCCACCACCAACCAUCUAAAACUUUGAUACAAGGCAGUUUGAAAUCGUAGAUCAACGUUAUCUGACCCUACCAUCUGAAUAUCACAGGUAAAGUCGAGACUCAUCGCAUCAUUUUUUGUUGUUUUUGGUUAGCCUGUGUGAACUGUAGCCUCAAUUUCCUGGUCUUAGCUGGAUGCAACGGCACCCAGUUGUGUCUUCUGCUGCAGCAACCUACUGCAUCUGCUUCAAGGCUGUGUGUGAUGCAUUCAGGCAUGGUAUUCUGAACACCUUAGUCAUUAUUUGAGCUUCAUCAACUUACACCAGCCGGUCAAUUUUUCUUUGCCCUCAAUGAGGCGUUUUGUCCAGACAACUGAAAAUAUCUAGAAGGUAUUUUCCCUGUUUGUAAUUGCACCUUUUUCUACAACAUUUUUUACUUCCAUUAAUAUAUUUGGAUACAGCAAGCUUCUUUAGCUAUUUUGUGGUGUACAGUACAGACCAAACGUUUGGACACACCUUCUCAUUCAAAGAGUUUUCUUUAUUUAUGAAUAUUGUGGCUUCACACUGAA